This is a messenger RNA of Plasmodium vinckei vinckei, 597 nucleotides long. Its product is annotated as 60S ribosomal protein L17, putative. The coding region runs from base 1 to 597 and encodes 198 amino acids. Gene Ontology annotation, biological process: cytoplasmic translation. The record is from RefSeq and is a predicted model, not a curated record. Gene Ontology annotation, cellular component: ribosome; cytosolic large ribosomal subunit. NCBI's taxonomy places the organism in Eukaryota, Apicomplexa, Aconoidasida, Haemosporida, Plasmodiidae. Gene Ontology annotation, molecular function: structural constituent of ribosome. The transcript is spliced from 3 exons.
AUGGUUAAAUAUGCUAAACAAAUAAGGAAUCCAGGAAAAUGCGCAAAAGCAGCAGCUGUGGAUUUAAGAGUGCACUUCAAAAACACUUAUGAAACAGCAAGAGCAAUAAGAAGAAUGAACUUAUUAGAAGCUAAGAAAUAUUUAAAUGCUGUUAUUGAUAAAAAACGAUGUAUACCAUUCCGUAGAUAUAAUGGUGGUGUUGGAAGAACUAACCAAGCAAAAGAAUUUAACCAUACCCAAGGUAGAUGGCCAGUAAAGUCAUGCAAAUUUCUUUUAAAUGUUCUUGAUAAUGUUCAAGCAAAUGCAGAGUCAAAAAAUUUGGAUAUAGGAAAAUUAAAGAUAAUACAUAUAAUGGUUAAUAGAGCAAGACCAGGAAGAAGAAGAACAUUUAAAGCUCACGGAAGAAUCAACCCAUUUAUGUCCUCCCCAUGUCAUAUUCAAGUAAUUGCAAGAGAAAUCACAAAACCCGCUAAAAAAUCUCUUUUAACAAAUAAGGAAAAACAAAAACAAUUACCUUUCAGAAUUACUUUAAAAAAAUUAGUAAAGUUAAAUUUAUCUCAGCAAAGAAUUAAUAAAGCUAAAAAACUAGCCAAAUAA